Anolis sagrei ordinatus is the source of this 2660-nucleotide messenger RNA. The record is from RefSeq and is a predicted model, not a curated record. Lineage: Eukaryota; Metazoa; Chordata; Lepidosauria; Squamata; Anolidae.
UUGGACCAGAGGCUCAGGGAUGCUGCAAAAAGGGAGGAGGCUGAGAGGAAGGCGAAGGAGGGGAAGAAGGAAUACAUACGGUGGCUGCAGCCCGGAGCCCAGAGCAUCCUCUGGCAGAAGCAUCGGCAUUGGCAUCACCAAGGCAGGGUGAGGAGCAGAAGCCGUGCUUCCUUGGCACAAGGGCAGGCAAGCGCCGUGGAGGGCACCUGGCCCAGGGCAGAGGCCAGCAUGACAGAUGACAACUUGUCCGGCGUCAGCGGGAUGGAGGUGGACGACCGCAUCUCCUACCUGGAGCAGCGCCUGCAGCUGCAAGAGGAUGAGAUCCAGGUCUUGAAGGCCGCCUUGGCCGACGUCCUCCGUCGCCUCAGCACCUGCGAGGAGAACGGGCUCAGCUUGCAAAAGAAGGGACCCAACAAAGUUUACCAGCUCCUGAGAGGCCUGCCAUCCCGACCAAGCCUGAGCAAUGGGAUCAUCCCACAAAGGAGGGGCUAUUCAACAUCUCCAUCCUCUCCCAAGAGAGAAUUGCUAUCUGGAAAAAGGAUUCCACGGGGAGAAGCUUUGAAGGCGUUUUCUGGACUGGAGCACCUCAGCGGGCGAAGUAGCUGCCCCUCGCCGGAAGGGCCCCCAGCCCCGAUCCAACGCCCCUCCUGCAAGGACCAGAGGAGCCGCACCACGUCCUCCAGCAGCUCCUGCAGCAUCAAGCGCGAAGGCAAACCGAAAGAAGCCACUUUCAACGCUGAGGAUGGCUACGUGAAAAUGUUCCUGCGUGGGCGUCCCAUCCCCAUGUUCGUUCCCGAUGCCGUCGUGGCCACCUUCAGCCUGGAUGCCAAGCUGGACCUGCCCCAUAAGAAGCUCAAACUGGACUGGGUCUAUGGCUACCGGGGCCGGGACUGCCGCUCCAACCUCUUCCUGCUGCCCACGGGGGAGAUCGCCUACUUCGUGGCUGCCGUGGCCGUCCUCUACAACGUGGAGGAGCAGCGCCAGCGCCACUACCUGGGGCACACCGACGACAUCAAAUGCCUGGCUGUGCAUCCAGACAUGGUGACCAUUGCAACCGGGCAAGUGGCCGGAACGUCGAAAGAUGGCAAGCCGCUUCCUCCGCAUGUGAGAGUCUGGGAUUCGGUCAGCCUGAACACGCUCCACGUCUUGGGACCGGGACCCUUUGACCGGGCGGUCAGCUGCGUGGGCUUCUCCAAGUCGAAUGGAGGUGGGCUCCUUUGUGCAGUGGAUGACUCCAAUGACCACGUCCUCUCUGUCUGGGAUUGGCAAAAGGAGCAGAAGCUUGCUGACGUGAAAUGCUCCAACGAAUCCGUCCUGGCGGCCACCUUCCACCCAACAGAGCCCACGUUGCUGAUCACCUGUGGGAAAUCCCACAUCCACUUCUGGACGCUGGAAGGAGGCAGCCUCAGCAAGCGGCAGGGCAUUUUCGAGAAACACGAGAAGCCCAAGUACGUCCUGUGCAUCGCCUUCACGGAGAACGGGGACACGGUGACCGGCGAUUCCGGGGGGAACCUCUACAUCUGGGGAAAAGGAGGAAACCGGAUCUGCCACGCGGUGCCGGGGGCCCACGAAGGGGGCAUCUUUGGCUUGUGCGUCUUGCGAAACGGGACCAUCGUCACCGGAGGCGGCAGGGACCGCAGGGUGGUCCUGUGGGGCCGGGAUUACCACAAACUGCAGGAGAACGAGGUCCCCGAAGGCUUUGGGCCGGUGCGCACUGUGGCCGAAGGGAAGGGGGACUCCCUCUUUGUGGGCACCACACGGAAUUCAGUCCUUCAUGGGUCUUUGACCACCGGCUUCUCCCUUCUGGUGCAGGGACACACAGAGGAACUUUGGGGCCUGGCCACCCAUCCCACCCUGGACCAGUUCUUGACCUGUGGGCAAGACAAGCAGGUCCACCUCUGGAGCGUGGCCACCCACCAGCCCUUGUGGAGCAAGGGGAUUGAGGACGCAGCGCGCUCUGCAGGCUUCCAUCCCAGCGGAUCGGUGUUGGUGGUGGGCACCGUCACGGGCAGAUGGAUGGUUCUGGACACAGAAACCCGAGAUUUGGUGACAAUCCACACCGACGGAGCCGAGCAGAUUUCCGUCGUCAGCUUUUCUCCAGAUGGCAAAUACCUGGCGUUGGGCUCCCACGAUAACUUUGUCUACAUCUACUUGGUUUCCGAAGGAGGAAGGAAGUACGGCCGGGUCGGCAAGUGUUCGGGUCACUCCAGUUUCAUCACUCAUCUGGACUGGGCUUAUGACAGCAGCUGUUUGGUGACCAAUUCUGGCGACUACGAAAUCUUGUACUGGGACCCUUCUACCUGCCGGCAGAUCACCAGCGCCGAAGCCGUUCGCAACAUGGAGUGGGCAACUGCCACUUGUGUCUUAGGCUUUGGGGUCUUCGGGAUCUGGCCGGAAGGCGCAGACGGCACGGACAUCAACGCGGUCUGCCGUUCGCACGACGGGAAGCUCUUGGCGUCGGCGGACGACUUCGGCAAAGUGCAUUUGUUCUCCUAUCCCUGCUGCCAGCCACGGGCGCCCAGCUACACCUACAGUGGCCACAGCAGCCACGUCACCAACAUUGCCUUCCUCCACGACGACAGCCUGCUCCUCUCCACCGGCGGGACGGACACCAGCAUCCUCCAGUGGCGCCUCGGAUAGAGAAAAAGGGGAAUGUGGGG